Messenger RNA from Sphaeramia orbicularis (orbiculate cardinalfish), 1225 nucleotides. It is a transcript of the gene hoxb1a, whose product is annotated as homeobox B1a. Gene Ontology annotation, biological process: regulation of transcription by RNA polymerase II. NCBI's taxonomy places the organism in Eukaryota, Metazoa, Chordata, Actinopteri, Kurtiformes, Apogonidae. Gene Ontology annotation, molecular function: RNA polymerase II cis-regulatory region sequence-specific DNA binding; DNA-binding transcription factor activity, RNA polymerase II-specific. Gene Ontology annotation, cellular component: nucleus. The record is from RefSeq and is a predicted model, not a curated record.
AUGAGGUAUAACUUCCUGGUUCUGGAGAUAUUUGAGCUGUCUGAUAGUCUCAGCAGCUCUCAGACGGCAGCGUGGGCGUCAUUUAAUCUCCUUCUUGUCCUGCUCUGUUCCUGCAGACUUCCUGCCCACUCGCUCGCUCUCCAUUCAGCCCUCUCACUGAUCAUUAACCUCCCAUCUUGUCGUACGCCCACGCCGCUGGUCCUGGGCGACGACGUGACGACGAACCACGUGACCCGAGCCGGAGGAAAUGGCGCUUAUUCUGCGCCAAAAUCAGGAUAUCACCAUCACCACCACCAUCAUCAUCAUCACCCUCAUCUCCAUCACAACCAUCCUUCUGUGGAGCAGCAUCAGGGUUUCCCGGUGACCUCCAGCACCUUCCACGCGGGCCCUACCGGCUCCCAAACCACCGUUAACGGGACCCGUAGUGACAGCAGCAGCUAUCGGGAGUCCCGGGGUUACGGGGCCCCGGUCUGCACCACAAACACAGAGUUUGUCCCCACGACAGGCCCUCCCAGUGCCGUGAAUCCACAGUACUUCAUGGAGGAGUCUUUGCCCCCCACCUUCUAUAAUCAAUCACCCUUCUCCUCCGCUCGGCCCCCGCUGUCGCCCAGCUACGGGAGCCUGGCCGGGGCCUACUGCGGGCCUCAGGGGCCCCAGUACCCACAGCAACAGCAGCAGCAGCUUGGAGCGGCUGGAUACCUGGGUCCUCCGCAGGGAGGGGGGUACGGGAUGCCGGGGACCCAGGACAGGGAGAGAGCCGAGGAGGAGAACCAGCCCGGACCGGGCCAGACCUUCGACUGGAUGAAGGUGAAGAGGAACCCCCCGAAAACAGUUAAAGUGUCAGACUUCGGCCUCGCUCACAACAACGUCAUCCGCACCAACUUCAGCACGCGGCAGUUGACGGAGCUCGAGAAGGAGUUCCACUUCAGUAAGUACCUGACGCGGGCGCGGCGCGUGGAGAUCGCCGCCACGCUCGAGCUCAACGAAACCCAGGUGAAGAUCUGGUUCCAGAACAGACGCAUGAAGCAGAAAAAGCGCGAGCGGGAGGGCACCUCCUCCUCCUCCGCCGGCGCGCGCUCCUCUUCCUCCUCCUCCUCCUCCUCGUCGUCUGGUACCGUCGGUGGCUUCAAUAAGGAGCACGAGGACACCAACUCCGACCACUCCUCCGCGUCCACGUCUCCAGGCGCGUCCCCGAGCUCGGACUAAGACAGAGAACAGAUGAAGU